AUGGCCACUCAAGACCUCACCCUCUCCUCAGACUCCUCGAAGGACCCAAGUGACAUUGCAAAGGACUUAGAGAAGGGCCUCGAGUUAAGCCGCCACCUCACAAACAGCGCAGUCUCCACAUUCUCCUGGUCAGAUGUCGGAGUCGUCGUGAAGGACAGGAAAACAAAACAGCCUCUGCAAAUCUUGACUUCUAGCUAUGGUUCAGUCAAGGCAGGGAGUAUCCUCGCCCUCAUGGGCCCCAGUGGAAGCGGCAAAACCACCCUCUUGAACGUCCUGGCCCAUCGUACUUCUUCCAUGAAGGGCGAGAUCCAAGGAAAGAUUAUGAUGAAUGGACGACCCACCAACGCAUCUGCCGUCCAACAAGUGUCUACCUAUGUCGAACAGGAGGACGCCAUGAUUGGCAUCUUGACACUGCGAGAGACUAUUGACUUUGCGGCCAGGCUCUCUGUCAACGGGAAGAUGUCCAAGAGGGAGAGACUCGCCAGGGUUAACGAGCUUAUUGAAUCGUUUGGUCUCCAACGUCAAGCAGACACCAUUGUCGGCACACCCUUGCGCAAAGGCCUCAGCGGCGGGCAAAAGCGCAGACUGAGCGUCGCCAGCCAGCUCGUCACCUCUCCUCGAGUGGUCUUCCUGGACGAACCCACCAGUGGACUCGACUCUGCGGCCAGUUUUGAGUGCAUGAAUUACAUCAAGCAAGUGGCCAAGCAGCACAACCUGAUCGUCAUUGCGUCAAUCCAUCAACCAUCAACGACGACAUUCCAGCUGUUUGAUCAGCUGAUGCUCCUGUCUGAAGGCCGCACCUGCUAUUUUGGACCCGUGUCCAAUAUCGAAAAGUACUUUGAGCGCAUCCGUCGUCCUCUGCCGUUGCACAUCAACCCGGCAGAGUACCUGCUCGAUCUGGUCAAUAGUGACUUUAGUCACACCGCUGGCGCCGCUGAGGGCAGCCUUCGGUACAUCCAAGAUGCGUGGACGGCUUCAGAGGACUACAAAGCACUGGAGGUUGCCAUCACCACCAGCACGGCUCUAGGCACCGCCGGUCCGCCUAUCUCAUCUGCUCGGACGUCAUCCAAGAACGUCGUCACCGUCUCCUGGGUCCUGUUGCACCGCAACUUCAUAAAGUCGUACCGCGACUUCAUCGCCUACGGGACGAGAAUUGCCAUGUACUUCGGCCUCGCCAUCAUGAUGGGCACGGUCUGGCUCCGCCUCUCCUUCUCGCAGACCUCGAUCCAGCCCUUCACCAAUGCGAUCUUCUUCGGGGGCGCCUUCAUGUCCUUCAUGGCCGUUGCUUACGUGCCUUCCAUCAUCGAGGAUCUCCACACAUUCAACAAAGAACGACACAACGGUCUUUACGGGCCCCUUCCCUUUGUCAUCGCAAAUACCCUCAUCGGCGUCCCUUGGCUGUUCCUCAUCGCAAUCAUGUUUUCCGUGGUCACGUAUUGGCUGGGCCACUUCAACCCUACCGCCGGUGGCUUCUGGAUGUGGGUGUUGUGGUUGUUUCUGGACCUUCUCGCCGCUGAAGGCUUGGUGGUUCUGGUGUCGAGUAUUUUUCCCAUCUUUGUCGUUGCGCUGGCCAUCACGGCGUUUGCAAACGGACUCUGGAUGUGUGUGGAUGGGUUCAUGGUACCAAUGGGCAAACUGAAUCCAUUUUGGAAGUACGUCUUCCAUUACAUCGAUUACCAAGCCUACGUCUUCCAGGGCAUGAUGGCGAACCAAUUCCGCUCCACGAUCUGGGACUGCGCCAAGUCCCCCGAAGGCUUCCAGUGCAUGUACCCGUCGGACUUGGAGUCGGAGGGCAAGAUCCGCGGCACCGCCGUGCUCGAGGCCUACAAGUAUUCCUGGUCCUCGGGCGUCAUCGGCGAGUGGAUCGGCAUCAUGUUCGCCAUCAUCUUUGCGUACAGGGUCCUGGGGUAUUUGGUCCUCGUGCUCAAGAAGCACUGA
This is a messenger RNA of Cladophialophora psammophila CBS 110553, 1938 nucleotides long. RefSeq lists its product as uncharacterized. The transcript has 2 exons. NCBI's taxonomy places the organism in Eukaryota, Fungi, Ascomycota, Eurotiomycetes, Chaetothyriales, Herpotrichiellaceae. Bases 1 to 1938 code for a protein of 645 amino acids. The record is from RefSeq and is a predicted model, not a curated record. Gene Ontology annotation, cellular component: membrane. Gene Ontology annotation, molecular function: ABC-type transporter activity; ATP binding; ATP hydrolysis activity.